GUUACAUACAAUAUCGCCUUGGUCCUCAGGAUACUGUGUGAGUGCCUUAACGACAUUUACUUGACGAUAUGGGGCUAACACCGGUGCACUUUUUCUCUCAUGGAUCAACUCGGAUGCUAGAGGCCGAGACGGAAGCGGGCUCGUACUGGCAUCGCUGUGGACAGGAGGCGCUCAAACACAAUGUCAAAGGGGUCAUCAUGAUGGGUGCACAUUGGGCGUGCAAAGGGGACAAGAUCGAGGUUGCCACAAAUCCGAACCCGGACAAGAGUGCAUGUCCAUUCGUUACACCAUCACUCUACACUGAGUGGAAGUGCAAUCCAGACAUCAAGACAGCGGAGAGAUGCAUCAAGAUGCUUUCUGCCGAAGGCUUCAACGUGAGCGCAAACCCAACCUUCGACUGGAUCCAUGAUACAUACAUGAUCUUGAUACGCAUGUUUCCGGAUUGGAGAGAUUGUCCGCCGGUCACCAUCAUCUCCAUGAAUGCUCGGUACGAUCCAUAUUAUCAUGUCAAGGUGGGAGCGACGCUUCGCUCCCUGCGAAAGGAGAACUAUCUCUUGGUUGGCACUGGUGGUGCUGUCCAUAACUUGUAUCGAAACCACUGGACCGACAUGCUCCUCUAUCGAGAGUCUCUAGGCCAGGAGCACCCACCUGAGACUUGGGCUCUCGAAUUCCGUCAGGCUGUCGAAGAUGCUGUAACAAAGAACCGCGGUCCGGCCUUGCGUAAGGCCAUGCUCCGGUUGAUGCAGCACCCUGCAUACCGCAGUGCUCAAGCGACUGAUGACCAUUGGAUGCCAGCUCUGUUUGCAGCUGGUGCCGCAGGCGAUUGGGAGGAUGAGAAGUUUUCCAAUAUACUCGGUGCUGAAACAUGGGAAUUGGUCAACAUGUGCAACUCCCAGUUCACAUUUGGAAAAUAUACCACAAUGGAGGAGGAUCAAAUCACAUCUAGGGUCAUUGAACAUGCCCCAGUUGCAAAGGCAAUUCAGGCUGGUGCAUAAGAGAAUUGAAUCAACAGUUGUUGGCAUCCAAUAAGCAGCACAUAAGUUUAACAUACUGGUAGGAAAUCACAUCGUAUCCAUCAUGCCUUGAUGGGACAUUCAAUGAAUAG
This is a messenger RNA of Exophiala mesophila, 1105 nucleotides long. RefSeq lists its product as uncharacterized. The record is from RefSeq and is a predicted model, not a curated record. Gene Ontology annotation, molecular function: oxidoreductase activity, acting on single donors with incorporation of molecular oxygen; ferrous iron binding; zinc ion binding. The transcript is spliced from 3 exons. Lineage: Eukaryota; Fungi; Ascomycota; Eurotiomycetes; Chaetothyriales; Herpotrichiellaceae. Bases 69 to 995 code for a protein of 308 amino acids.